GCAGUCAGCAUUCUCCUCUCCAUCACAGCAUUUGUUGGCAAUUCUCUCAUCCUUGUUGCCCUUUUUAAGGAAUCUUCCCUUCAUCCGCUGUCCAAACUCUUGUAUCGUUGUCUGGCAACUACUGAUCUGUUGGUUGGUCUCGUUAGCCAGCCUCUCGCUGCUUCAAGCUGGAUGUUUGCUGCUCACGAACACUGGAUUCCUUGUCGAUACGCAAGUACCGCGACUUUUAUCACAAGCUACGUAUUAUGUGGAGUGUCUUUGUUGACAAUAGCGGCCAUAAGCGUGGAUAGACUUCUCGCCCUGUUGUUGCGGCUGAGAUACAGACAAAUUGUAACUUUGAAGCGCACAUAUAUCAUCGUAGUUACCUUUUGGGUUCUAUCCAGUGUCGCUGCUUUAUGUUACACGUUUGAUUACCACAUAUCCAUUUGGUAUGGUACUAUAGUUAUACCAUUAUGUUACGUUAUCUCAAUUGUGUCGCACACAAAAAUAUUUUGCGCUCUAAGUCAUCAUCAUACACGAAUACAAGAUCAUGUCCAACAGCAGCCGAGCCAACCAAAUGCAGUGAAUACCACGCAAUACAAAAAAGCAGUGUACAGUGCACUGUGGGUUCAGUUGGCAUUAGUUGUUUGUUAUUUGCCGUAUGGUUUACUGGAAAUUCUGAUCAGACAAAGAAAAACUUAUCCAUCGCACCUAGUCAUCAUGAGGGGUGUAGCAUCUACAGUAGUUUACUUUAACUCAACGUUAAAUCCGUUUCUGUACUGUUGGAAAAUAAGUGAAGUGAGACAAACAGUAAAGCAAACGAUCAGACAAGGAUUUGGCUGUCCAUAAAGUGAGAUCCUCCCCGAAUUAUGCUCGUGUUAAUACAUUCUAAGCAUAUAGUUAUUCAGUCGCAAACACUACUCAAGAACUCUUGUCAGAUAUAUGAAUGGAUAGGAAAAAAAUAAAAAGCACAAUAAAAUUGUUGCCUCAAGGUUUGUACGAAGUCGGCUUUUUUUGCACGUGGAAAACUGAAGGAAAGGAAAUGGAAAAACCAACUUUAUCACACUCUAUCAUAAAUACAACGAGUCAUAAUGUUUAUUCUCCAUCUUUUAUUUUUCAUGUUCUUUACUGGUUCAUCUUUGAUUUUUCGUCAAGUUGUCUUGAUUCUACGUCUACCAUUGCCGAGCGAUUUACCAUCCCUAAAUUUGAUUUGCUCUCUCUUUUGAGUCGUUUUGAUUUAAAACAAGAGUUUAGAGUUGAUCGCAAUACAGGGCGUGUAUUUCCACAUAAUUGUCAGCCCUCAGUAGAAAAUGAAAGCAUGUUUAAAUAUAUUCCUUUUCUUCUUCAUUUCAAUAAAUUAAUAAAGGGGGUUUCCUUGUUGUAUCAUCAAACAAUAAUAUGACCAAUGUCGUCUUUGUUUGCCAAAGAAAAAAAUUUUCAUUAAAGUUAGAUUAAAUUUUAUGUACAGGAAUAAAUAGCUGACUACGACUAAUAUGCUACUGUUAGCUCCAAAGCUGCAGUCUUUGUGCAUAAAAAUUAUCAUAAAAAAGGAUCAGAAAUUAAAUUUCCGGAGAAGAAUCCUAUUACAAGAAGCGAAGGGAUGAUGCAUCUUUGUCUGUGAAAGAAAAAUGAUGGAUUGAAAUGAAAGAUUUAGAGGUGACAUGUUGCGAAAAUGAAAUGAAUAAUUAAGUUUUUGAUAACAUCCCAGACUAAAAACGAAGCCGAUAUUGUCUAGUCGAGCUGAUUUGUCUUCAUUUUUGAAAGUGUAAGUUUUUUUAUUGGUUCCUGCCUCAGCGUGUGGUCGUUAAGAUAUGAAGUAUGCGAGAGAUUUAGGAAGCAGAAGACUUGCUUUACCCCUAGCCGAGAGUAACUAUAGGUUCCCGAAUAAUGAAACAAAGAGAACAAAUUGUAAAUCGAGCGUUAAUGAUUUUUUUUUUUUUUUUUUUCACUAUCCAUCCCUUCAUCUCCGAUCUCGAUUUAUGAAUGAGUUUGUUUACUUUAUUACUCGAGUGCAACUUUAACUGUGAUCAAAGGAUAAUCGUUGAUCGCAAACAAUAAUCGCUGCGAGAAGAAGUCAAAUCACCUGCUGUAUACCUGAAAGCUUGCUUGCUACGAAAAGAAGUUGGAUUUAGGGUUAACAGGCCGACUUUGGUUUGUUAUUAUCCAGGACAAUUUCCAUGAAUUUGCAAGCGAAAGGAAGAGAGAAAGUUAAGAGCGAAAAAUAAAUUACAGAAGAUGAUUUGUUAGCGGUAUAUCUUGUUUCGUCUCUAAUUCCAUUUGGAGACGAAACUGAGAAAAGAUAGCUGUGACCUUUUUUUCAUUAUAAUGUUAAACUGAAUAAUUUCAAAAUGAAGGGGGUACGCUUCUAAAGCAACCUUUGUGCUGCGUCAGUGGGGGAACAUAACAAUUAAAAGUGCCGAUUUAAAAGAUGAAUUUUUGGCAUAGAAUUUUGCAGACGUUGUUUGGAAAGCAGCUAUCCGAGCAGGUAAUCCCCACGGUACCAACAAACGCUUUUCGUUCAACUAAUUCAUUCUUGUUUUUCUCGUUACCAUAUUCCCACCAAUAGCGUAAUCCAUUUUCUGCAUUUAAACACACGCACGACCCAUAAUUCCACCAUUCGCUCUGACCAGGGCUAACGCUCAAACAUCAGCGUAGAAACUCUUUACGGUGGCCAAUUUACAUUAUUAACUCAGUUGAUAAAACCAAAAUAUCUUAUUUUGAAAUAAGUUGACAUCCACGACAAAAUAUUGAGUUUGAAUAGAUUUAUGUAUUGGGAGGUCGUGACUAAUUUAUUUAUUAUUGUUAUUUUUUUCGGAUCAAGCACACCACGGAAUUGAACUUUAAAUUUUGAGUUUGUCGGGGUAAAUUCAGAGAGUUGAAAGUGACACUUAAUCAUUAACUUAUCAGCGAACGUUUUCCUGAGUUAAGAUGGAUCGUUUUUUGCCUUAUCAAAAAUGAUAUUAAAGAUUUAACGAAGAAAUUGUGAGAUUUUAUAAAGGUGGUUUGGUUGGUAUAUCGCUUCUUUUUUUUUUAACCUUCAUUUUUUUUUUUUUUUUUUUUUUUUUUUACAUCUGAAUUGUGGUUCGAUGGAAAUCAUGGAGAAAAAAUGCUGGGAGGUUCCUAAAAAGUAUCUUAAAAAUUCGGUCACGGUAUUUACGGUGUUUGAAUAUCUUUCUAAUUUACCAGAGUGAGGUUUAGCUGGGUCAUACUGCAAAAUGAUAAUGUUGCAGAAGUCUUUCAACGUUUUUCUCCAAAUGCAAAUCAAAACUUAAAUUUAAUUUUGUAUAUAUGAAUGCAUAUGUAUUUCUAUCUAUAGACUGCCACCGUUUCAACUUUCUCCUCGAACGAUUUACGUCUUGGCUUGAUCUUGGCUUGAAGAAGCCUCAAGACGUACUAAAGAUCUCACAAACAAAAAUAGACGUUCUAUUGCAUGAUAGAGAGGAAAGGGUUUUUUUUAGCAGCGCUAUAAAAUAAGCAUUUUACAGAUGUCUCUUUACUUGUCACUUACAGCAAAAUCAUACCUAAGGCAAAUAAUGCCGAAAAAUUUUAAAGACAAGUCUUUUUGUUUGUUCCGAAUUUACGCGACACACGUGUACUUUGCCCACGCAUUGUAAACGAUAAAUGCCACUAAGGAUUUCUUUUUGGGAUAAGAAUAGGAAAGAAAGUUUUAAGAGAUAGUGAACUGAACCAGCCAAAAAAAAUGUGUUCCGGCUAAAAUGAACGUUAAGUGCCAGACUUCUAGGGGUCUUCGUCUUCAGUUAUUAAUUUCUUCUUGUGUUUUGUUGGCAGAAAGUGAAGAACUGCAUACAAUUGCCAGUUUUUAAAACAAUCGUUUCCCCUUUUGGUUUGGUUCGUCUGAUUGAGAAACGAUACACCAGCUAAAUCCACUGCGAACAUUUUUUGACACCUCUACGACACGAUUAACAGCUGUACAAGCAUUGUUGGAAUAAUAAAUGCUACUGAGAGUUCGUUAUGUCAAUCUUUUUAGGUAAGUAAAGCUUAGCAGGUGCUGAUAGGACAAACAUGUCUUGCUGCAGUAAAGCCAGGAAAGUGGACCACUGUUCAUUAAACUGCGUUGUAAAAUGAAGACCACAAAUAUAACACGAGGUGGAGCGCAGCAAACCAAUUGAGGGACUAUUCUUGCUGCUCUUCAUAAGGAAUCUUCCCUUCAUCCGCCGUCCAAACUCUUGUAUCGUUGUCUGGCAACAACUGAUCUAUUGGUUGGUCUUGUUAGCCAGCGUCUCACCGCUACUUAUUGGAUGCCCUUGGUUCACCAACAGUGGAAUCUUUCUCGAUACGUAUCUAAAGUAGUCGUAAUAGCAAGCUAUACAUUAUGCGUAGUUUCUUUAUUGACAAUGACGGCCAUUAGCGUGGACAGACUUAUCGCUCUGCUAUUGCGGCUGAGAUACAAAACAUUUUGCAUUGACUUACAGUAAGAGACGUUCUGCACGGGAUUGUGGAUUUUUGUCAUGAUAGGGAACUCUCCAUUAUGUUUACGAAGAACUUGUGGGUAACUUAAGCUUAAUCAAUCAGAUAAACUCGUUUGUGGGGUUUUGAAAUAAAAACCCCUGCCCAUGUAAAUAGUCAGAAACAAUGUAGAAAGCAUUUUUUUCCGCGAAAAGAAAUAUAGGGAACUCCCCAUUAUGUUUACGAAGAACUUGUGGGUAACUUAAGCUUAAUCAAUCAGAUAAACUCGUUUGUGUGGUUUUGAAAUAAAAACCCCUGCCCAUGUAAAUAGUCAGAAACAAUGUAGAAAGCAUUUUUUUCCGCGAAAAGAAAUAUUUAUAACACCAAUGUGCGUUAGAAUAAACCUUUGAGAUCUCUUGGGAGUCCUUCUCAGGUAAAGAGAUGAAUAUAUAUUUGAGGUUGCUUUUUACGCGGAAUGCCAUCCAAGCUAACCUUCUGACUGGCUUUGUUUUUCAUUCUAAGUAUUCACAAACUGCAAGAUGGAUCAAUGGUAUUUCACAUAACACUGUUGGUGGCGUUAUAUUUUGUGUCUAUCGAGUAAUUUCCUCGCAUUCAAUCUUAGUCGGAAGCGAAGCGUCUUGAAAAUAUCAGGGUCUUUCAGUGAAACUAAAACAUUGUUAUUAAAUCACUUGGCACCUCUGCCUACACCUUUGAUCUGAAUAGUUUACAGUUUGUAAUCAAAUUGUUUCCAGACUAAUAAGAUUAGCGAUUCACUUUAAACAAAGCAGUUUCCCAAGGCUGAUGAUAAACCUGGAGGUCUUGUGUCAAAAAUCAUAUUUACACUUGAACUUUUAUUAUUUUAAAGCCAGGAAUUCCAUAUUUGGGGCAGCUUUUUUUUUCCAUUGUGAUAUUAUACUUAAAUCAAAACCUCUAUCAUUUUACGUGUCAAUGCCAAUUCAUUUAUUAAAUGAAACUUUACCCAAAUACAUGGCCUUACGCACAGCUAAUUCAGUGAAAAAACUCCUGUCUCGCCGAACUACCAGAAAUAAUUAGCAGUCAAAAAUUUUCCCCGGGAAAGGGAAUAUUGUGUCGUAAAUAAUGUUAAAUUAACUUCAGCGGUAUUCAAGUACCUCUUAGAAUACAGAGGUGAAACCAUCUCGAUUAAAUAAUAAUUUUAGAUGAUUCUCUAACAGUUUCAAAGAAUCAUCUGUUCCUUCGAAAUUGAUAAAGAGUGAUGAUCUAAGCCUAUUACACUCCAGAGCACCUGCUGGGAAAAUUGCUAUAUUUUUUGACUGAAUAGGCAGUUUUCAUUUGCAUUUUGAAUAGCUAGGCCAUACUGUGAAAGUUUAUGUGAAAAUUUUAUCACAGAUAGUAAGUUUAAAGUCGUCUUGGCAAGGCUGGUGCUGUCAUAAAAAAAAAUAUCUCUCGUUACAUAUAGUUACGAAAACCAUGCAUGAAAAAUCGAAAUUCCUGUUUUCUGAGUUGCGAAAUGACGAAGAAUAUUUCCUGGCAUUUAUACCGAUUGUCUCUCGAGCUCUGUUUAAAGAAACAUGUCUCUCCUGGAUAACAUUUCUACACUGAAUCAACUUUUCACAAAAAGGUAAAUAUCAGUGUUUCUCUUUUAACACUCAAAUGUUUGCUAGAAUCAAAUUUAUCCGAGGAGGGCAAAUAAAUUCUGAUAAACUUCCUGUUUUCAUCUGUGUAACAGGCUAUUAAUUUGCUGAAAGAAAUAUUUAAUUUCUGGCCUAGAGGGUGAUUAUACUCUUUUCAAAAAAAGAAAAGAACAUUUCAGAAGGCUAACGGUCAUUAAUUUGAGAUCACUAAUUAUUUCAUUAGAGUAAAAUAAAUGCUAACAGGUUACAACAAUUAAGGGAAUUUCGCUCCAUAUAGCCAAAACAAAAGGCUAAAGAAUUGCUGAUCACUUAGAAAUUGGGUGCUUUCAUGGCUGAUGAUAACUGCAAGGAACAGCUGCCACAAAAUUCGAGAAUGAGAUUAUUUUUUUCACAAAAUAUAGGGCUUGUGCUCGAUUUUCAGAAUAGUAAACGUUAUUAAGUAUAUCAGGUCAUGUGAAUCCUAUUACAAAAUUAAGGUGUAAGUGAUUACAACGGGGUGGGAGCUUUCUAAACGAAAGAAUAGAGACGAAACCGUUUGAAAUAUUGAUAUGUUUCCCAAGAUUUGUAACUAAGUUACAAAAACACUCAUUCUAAUUGUCAGUAGUCACCAUUUUCCUCUCUUUAUCAAAAUUUCAUGGGAAUUCUUUUAUCCUUGUUGCCUUUUAUAAGAAAUCUUUCCUUAAUUCGCCGUCCAAACUCUUGUACCGUUUUCUAGCAACAUCUGAUCUGUUGGUUGGUCUUGUUAGCCAGCCUCUCUUUGCUGCCUACUCCAUGACAUUAGUUUAAGAACUCGUAAGUCUUUGCGGAUAAGAUAGAGACGUUGACUACACAACAAGCUAUGUAUAACCUGAUUAUAAAUUCAGUGCGAAGGAUGAAGUGUCAGUCGUUUACUUUUAUAUUCAUCUUGAAUGAAAGAGGUGUUGGACGUGCUAAAUUGAAAUGAAGAAUUGUUUUCCUUGUCGGGAAUUCGACAUGAAAUUAACCUAGAAACGAGCCUAAGGGGGAAUCGAAAAUAUGGAAAGGAAAAUAAGGAAGCGCUUACGACGCUUUUGAAUAAGAUAUAGGUUAAUUUUAUCGUUUCAGACAGCUAUAAAAUAUGGUGGUAACAGAUGUCUUUAUGGUCUUUGAUACCUGAGGCAUAGGGAGAAUUCAUGGACCAAAUUUCCCCUUUUUUGGCACCACAGACGGUGGUGAAAGAAAGAAAGUGAUCGGAGUUGGACAGGUGCUUUCAAGACAAAGAAUCUCUCGUUACAAUUACGAAUAACCUAAAUGAAAAAAGGUAAAACGGUUGUAGAGGAUGGCGGCAACAAAGUCCACUGGAGAUGAAACGCAAACGAAAACGUUUGAAGAACUUGUAUGCUCCUCUUCUUUGGCGGGCGAAUUGCAACAAUACUCCUUACUUUUGUCAGCAGUCAACAUUUUUUUUUCCCUUACAGCAUUUCUUGGGAAUUCUCUGAUCUUCGUUGCACUUCACAAGAUAUCUUCCCUCCAUCCGCCAUCCAAACUCUUGUAUUGUUGUCUGGCAACAACUGAUCUGUUGAUUGGUCUGGUAGGCCAGCCUCUCACUGCUACUCUUUGGAUGUCGGUUGUUCAUGAACAGUGGAGACUUUGUCGAUUCGCUUGGGAAGCAGCCUCCAUUUCAGGGUAUGGAUUAUCUUUAAUGUCUUUAAUGACAGUGGCAGCCAUGAGCGUGGACAGACUUCUGGCCUUGUUGUUGAGGCUGAGAUACAAACAAAUUGUAACUCUGAAGCGUACAUAUGUCAUUGUCGUUACUCUUUGGAUUAUAACCGUUGUCGCUACUCUAUGCCACGCGUUACUUCCUCGUAUAGCGCGUUGGUUUGGUCGCAUUAUCAUCCCAUCUUGUCUAUUAAUCUCGAUUGCUUCAUAUGCUAAGAUUUUCCUCGCUCUUCGCCGUCAUCAGGCUCAAAUACAAGAUCAUGUUCAACAACAGCCAAGCCAACCAAAUGCACUGAACAUGGCACGAUACAGAAAGGCAGUGUACAGUGCACUGUGGGUGCAGUUAGUGUUACUUGCCUGUUACUUACCAGUUAGUGUAGUGGCAACUGUGAUAGGUCCUAGACAAGCAAAUUUAUCACAUUUUGUCGUCGCCCUGGGAGUAGCCAACACCCUAGUUUAUUUAAACUCGACGUUAAACCCGUUCCUGUAUUGCUGGAAGAUUAGUGAAGUGAGACAAGCAAUGAAGCAGACAAUCCGAAAAGCACUUUGCUGUUCAUGUAAUGUUUAAAAAACGAGCAGGAGUGUUUUAUCGGGUUUAAAACCACCAGGCGUAGCCGAGUGGUUUUUGACCCGAUAAAACACGUGCUGCGAGUUUUUUGAACGGCUUCAAAAACAUUCUUGGAAAAGCGUGUGUCAAGAGAGUUCAUAACAAUUAUGCUUUUGUGAACGUUAGAAAUUAGCAUACGAGAAAAACAUUAGGGAUUACUGGCAAAAGGUCAAACGCAGAGGUUAGCGAAAACGAGUUGGAGUCACUUCUGCCAACUGAUCUUGAAUUCGAAGUUUCAGAUGAUGUAUUGUCUAAUAUGCCUUUCCCAGAUUACUGUACUAAUGGAAUAGAGAAUUUUUCCAGAUGUGUAUUUCACAACUGUACUAUUAAUUUGGUGCAAAAGUAAAUUUACUGAGUGAAAUUUGUUGAAAGAACGUUAAAUAUGUUCCCUCCAUUUGUUGUGUCAGUUUCUGUGUUGAUAAUUAAUUAAUAUUCAAGUAAUAAUAUUCGCUCUUCCUUUCCCUUGCAAAUUUUCCUGGAUAAUAACAAACAAAAGUCAGCUAAUCAAGCAUAGCUAUAUCCAAUUUCUUCUCCUAUCAAGCAAGCUUUCGAGUAUAAAGCAGGUGAUUUGACUCCUUCUUGCAGCGAUUCUCGUUUGUCAUCAACGAUUAUCCUCUGAUCACAAUUAAAGUUGCACUCGAAUAAUGAUGUGAACAAACUCAUUCCUAAAUCGAGUUCGGAGAUGAAGGGAUGAAUAGUGAAAAAAAAACAUUAACACUCGAUUGGAAAUCUGUUUUAUUCUAUUUUUUUUUUACUCGGGAACCUAUAGUUACUCUCGGCUAAGCGUAGAGUAAGUCUUACACAUCUUUUAUGCUUCCUAAACCUUUGGCGUGCUUCAUGUCUUCACGACCGCACGCUGAGGCAGGAACCAAUCUUAAAGUUUACACUGUCAAAAGUGAAUGAAAAGCGCUCGUUGAUAACGUAGGGACUAAGAGUGCCGAUUUGAAAGAUAAAUUUUUGUUCUAGAGUUUUGCGCCUUUCCGAACCGCCUAGAUGAAGUGGAUGGCCGCAAACUGCCAUACGCUGCUUCUCAGUCUCGGUUUCAGAAUUUCCCACACACAGAGAAAAAAAGGGGAAAACUUAAUUAUUAGCGCCCAUAAAAAGACAGGUUGUUUAAGAACUGAUUUAAAAAGUUUUCUCAUCUUAUUGUCAGAUAAAAUAUAAUCGAUAUCCAUAAAUGUUUACCAUGUUCAUUAACUCUCCAUUUUGAUUAACUUUUAUUUUACAGUUGGCAGGCGCAAACCUAUUAAUGACAUUAAUGUUUGUUAACUGAGCUGCAGUCGCUACUCUGAAUAAGCCGAGACAUCAAAUAUAUUGACUUCAAAUCUAGGGUAAGGGAAUUGGUUCUCAGUCUUCGCCAGAUUCCAACCAACCAACCAACUUUACUAAAACUUUCACUUUUCUCGUUUCAGUCAUUUCUCGAGGUUUCACUGAAGUCCAGAAUUUCCCAACACAGAGAGAGAAGAUAAAUAUUUAAUUAUCAGUGCUCAAAAAUGACAGAUUAUUUAUAUGAACUGCUUAUUUAUCGGCAUCGAAAACAUGAUUAAAAAUAAUUUUGUUAUGGUAUUGUAAAAUAGAACAAAUUCAAUCCGUUUCUAUUUUUAACACGCAAAUUAACUCUAUGGAUAAUUUGUAAUUAUCCUAAGCUUUACGGUUUGGUAAAUGGUGAAAUUGGAUCACAGUUUUCAAAAGAUUUUUUAAUUUGCUUGUUUUUAUAUCUGUUAAAUUAAAGGGGUUUGGCUGCGUAAUAUCGUGCAUCUCCUAUUAUUCGUCUCAAAUUCAAGUCGGAUGCUAAAAAAAACAAUGAACGCGGAAAUGACUUUUUAAUAAAAAAAAGUCAAAUAUUUUGAAAAGAGUUUGCAUUUGUGACCAAGUAUUCAUGUUUUAUGUUUUCGGAAACAGUCGGGAAUUCAAUUAUUCUUGGACAAAUUGACACCGCCAAGUUCAGACUUUUGCUUUUUAGUUUGUCAUAGCUGAGAAUGAUACAAUGCUGAACAGCACACAGAUAAUAUUUUCAAAAAUACUCUCUAACAAUGAAUGCUCAUCUGGUUGAAGAGGGAUUGUUUGUCAUACAGAUGUCUUAAUGCUUCCGUCCUAUUGCUGAUUCAUACGUGGGCAAAUUAAAAGUUAAAGGAAAAAACCUUUUUUGGCAGCACAGACACUUUGCUUGUGCAUGUAAAUGAAUAUACACUGAUAAGGAAGUCUUAGUGUAAGUGCUCUUAUGAAGGCAAGGUCCAAGUGAUCUUAACUUUUCGGAUGCUCAUUAAGACGAAAUAUUUCUGGCCAUAAUCAGUGGUAAGUUGCCAAAAAAAAAAACCGGAACGACUACAGUAUGAUGGAGACAACAAAUUUAACAGGAAAUGAAACACAUGCAAAAACAUUUCAAGAACUGCUAUGCUCCCCCGCUUUGGGAGGUGCAUUAAAACAACUGGCAAUAUUUUCCUCAGCAGUCAACAUUCUCCUCUCCAUGACAGCAUUUUUUGGCAAUUCUCUCAUCCUUGUUGCCCUUCACAAGGAAUCUUCCCUUCAUCCACCGUCCAAACUCUUAUACCGUUGUCUUGCUACAACUGAUCUUUUAGCAGGCCUCCUUGCGCAUCCUCUUGUUGCUUCUCUCUGGAUAUCCGUGGUUCAUGAACACUGGAGUAUUUGUCGAUUCGUACUUGAUGCAAGCCUCGCAACGUCUUUUGUAUUACAUUCAGUGUCUUUAAUGACGACGACGGCCAUAAGCGUGGACAGACUUCUCGCCUGGUUGUUAGGGCUGAGAUACAAACAAAUUAUGAAUUUAAAGCGCAUUUAUAUGGCUCUAGUGCUUUUUUGGGUUGUCCCCUGUAUCGACACCCUAUUCUUUCUGUUUGUUCUCCAUAUACCCCCUUCGUUGGGUCCUAUCCUGAUACCGUCUUGCUUAGUAAUCUCAGUCGCUUCGUAUAUUAAGAUUUUCCGCACUCUCAGUCGUCACCAGGCUCAAGUACAAGAGCAUGUUCAACAACAGUCGAGCCAACCAAACGCACUGAACAUGGCACGAUGCAAAAAGGCAAUGUACAGUGCACUGUGGGUGCAGUUAGCAUUAGUUGUCUGUUAUGUACCAUUGAGUAUAGUUUUGCUGGUAAUAACUCAUACUGAGACAUACUCACCACUUUUAAUGGUUAUUAGAGAAAUAGCAAUUACUUUUGCUUACUUAAAUUCCACUUUGAACCCGUUCCUUUACUGCUGGAAGAUCAAUGAAGUGAGACGAGCUGUAAAGCAGAUAAUCAGACAAGUGAUGUGUUUUCCAUGGAUUUAG
Molecule: messenger RNA, 11563 nt
Organism: Pocillopora meandrina
Lineage: Eukaryota; Metazoa; Cnidaria; Anthozoa; Scleractinia; Pocilloporidae
Source: the annotation of a GenBank genome assembly